AUGUCGUUCGUGGAGCCGGGGAGGCGAUCGCCCUCGUCGUUGCGGCGCCGCCGCUUCGGCACCCCCGCGCCACUCCCUCGGCGGGUGCUUUCCCCUUUUUCCCAAGGGGACGGCUGGGGCGAGGGCGAGAUCGACGAGGAUCUCGAGGGCUGCGACCCGGUGGCCCGCGACCUGCGUGCGGAGUUCUCGGCCGGGGCUUCCUCGGAGCCUCCUCGGUACCACCGGCCGCUCCCGCCCGCGGGGGACGGGUCCCCGGUUCUCCCCGAGAAGCGCAACGGCACCUCCCCAGUCGCCGCCGGGGGCCGAGCCCAGGGCUGGCGAUUGCCCGUCCAGCUCCUCUCCAUUCUCUGUUCACUCCUGUUUGUCAUCCUCCUCGCCUGCCUCCUCGCCAUCACCUAUCACAUCGCGAAAGGGUUGCAUGCUGAGAACUUGAAGAAGGAAGAUGGUGUUCACACUGGGCUGUUAGGUUUCUGGACUUUACUUACAAUAUCACUAACUGCUGGAUUCUGCUGCUGCAGCUUUUCUUGGACAGUGACUUAUUUUGACUCUUUUGAACCAGGAAUGUUUCCUCCUACUCCUCUUUCUCCUGCCAAAUUUAAGAAAUUGACUGGACAUUCUUUCCACAUGGGUUAUAGCAUGGCGAUAUUGAAUGGUGUUGUUGCUGCUCUUACUGUAGCAUGGUGCCUCAUGUAAAUCCACGCUGAAGCAAAGCCCUGAUCCUUCCUGUCAAAAGAGAAAAAUAUCACUGUUUACUCAAAGAUCAGAAAAUCCUGCAGUUCAUUAAGUAAUGUAACGUAAUACAAGUCAAAUCAUUGAUAGUUAUUUUUAAAAAACAUCGUUCUAAGCCUAGGCAUUGGAAAGAUCUGAUUUUGUUUCAAGUCAUUUUUUAAAUGUAUAAGAUGUUUACCUCAUCAUUUUUUUUUACUUAUGCUUGUCUAGAUAUGUUCUAGAAUGCAUUUUAAUGAAAAUCAAAUGAAACGUGAAUGCAGGACUUUACCAGCUUUUCAGUGUAUGUACUACUUUGUGGCUAAUAAAUGCUA
Suncus etruscus (white-toothed pygmy shrew) is the source of this 1040-nucleotide messenger RNA. It is a transcript of the gene ARL6IP6, whose product is annotated as ADP ribosylation factor like GTPase 6 interacting protein 6. NCBI's taxonomy places the organism in Eukaryota, Metazoa, Chordata, Mammalia, Eulipotyphla, Soricidae. The record is from RefSeq and is a predicted model, not a curated record. Bases 1 to 693 code for a protein of 230 amino acids. The transcript has 4 exons.